UUUAAAUGGAGAUUUAAUGAUUUAAGCAUAAUAAGAUUGUUUGAUGAUAAUGUAACAAUGAUAACUGACCCCUAUAAAGGAAGGGUCGAGAUUUUUCUCCAAAAUCAUUCUUUGCUUUUGAAGAAUGUGCGACAAGCCGACAGUGGACGUUACACUGCAGUCAUUACAGGGGAAGUUGACGAUUAUGUGGGUAAAUACAGCGUCACAGUUCAAGAUCCAGUGUCUCCGGUUAAUGGGACAGUGGACUUACUCUCCAAUAGCUCCGACUCCUGUAACUUCACAGUGACCUGCAGCACACAGGACUCCCAUCACAUCAACAGCACUUUUAGAUGUGACACCAACACCUGCAGCCAGGAGGAGGGAGGAGAGAGGUCAAAGGUCACGACCUCUGGCACCUCCCUCCGUGUCUACCUCUCCAAAGGCUUCUCAGUUAUCUGUAUCCAUAGCAACCAGGUCAGCUCGGAAAGGCACAUAACAAUGAUUCGGGACUUUUGUAUCUUAAAUCCUGAUGAAACGGAGGAAAUGAAAAACACAGUGUACGAAUCUGUGCAGGUCCAAAGGGUGAACCCACUUCCAGAUGAGAAUCCAACCGAUGAUGCUGCAGCUCCUUCUCCGUCCUCCAUCUACAGCUUGAUCGAAGUUGGGUCCAUUAAAUCCACUGAGGCCGUAGACACGACUCAGCCUGAGAGCCUGUAUGCUCAGGUGGAGAAGUCGGCCCUGACCUGAAGAAAAUCUGAAAUUGUCUUCAACA
Limanda limanda (common dab) is the source of this 751-nucleotide messenger RNA. RefSeq lists its product as uncharacterized. The transcript has 4 exons. NCBI's taxonomy places the organism in Eukaryota, Metazoa, Chordata, Actinopteri, Pleuronectiformes, Pleuronectidae. Bases 58 to 726 code for a protein of 222 amino acids. The record is from RefSeq and is a predicted model, not a curated record.